AUGGCGUACGAUCCUACAGGACCCUACCAACCUCCGACGAGACCUCACUUUAGUCGGCCAAUCCCACGUUCUCCCGCGACCCAAACACGGGCACCACAGCUACCCGUGACAAACCAGUACCAAAAUGUAAACGGCUAUGACAACUACCACUAUGAUAAUGGUUAUGACCCACAGCCAUACAAUAAUACAAAUGACGGCACGCAGCCGAGGACUUGGAAUGAUCCAUAUCAGCAUUAUCCUCCUGAUGGCCCAGCUGUCUCACCAAAUGGCUAUUAUUCACACCAACCAUCUCUUGCAAAUGGCCCGAGUCAGACACAAGCGGCCCCUUAUGGCCCUCCGAUGAAGCCGCAUGAAAGCAGUUCAGUGCGGGGUCAUGGAGCCAGGACUCCCUCUGAUGACCAAGGGUCCAUUGCCACUCCAUCUAGCCUAGGGCCAUCAGGAAAAUCGGGGCUCACUGGUCCAGGCGCCAAGCUUCAAAGGAUACCCAUGCCUACCUCUCCUGUUCUAAGCGCAUGGGACAACCCGUUCGGCUCUUUCCCCCUUCCUCAGAAGAAGAAGGGACAUUCUGAAAAUGGAGAGAGCUCAAAAGAUAAAAAGGAGCGACGUCAUCGCAGACCUUCUGAUGGCGAGCGCGAUCGUAGUCGGCCCUCGACAGCGAACGGUGAGCGAAGACCAUCCACAGCCAGUGGUGAGCGUCGGCCCUCGACGUCUCAGGGAGACCGGAGACCGUCUACGUCGGACGGCAAAAGUAGUCGUUCGUCAGAGCGCCACCGCGACCGCAGGGAUCAUGGACGACCCAGUACAGCUACUGGCCAUUACCCAAAAGGAGCGAAGCUUCCUCCUUUUGCUCCUAAGCACCCCAGCGACCCAUAUGCCCCGGUUACCGCUUUACAAAUGCGUCCUGCCACUGCCUCCCAUCCUGGGGAAUAUGGCCCACAACGGGAUGCGCAAAGGGCACCACUCUCACCCGCCGACGGUCUCUCCAGCGCCAGUGAACCGCGCACCAUGACGAUGCCGAACGAGCUGCCUUCAUCCAAAGCUGCAGACCCCAGGAAGAGCCCUGUAAAGCUAAAUGCUCCUUGGCAGGAGCCAGGUCCCAUUGCUGGAUACCACGGGCCAGAUGGGCCGGUCUUGAUUCCAUCACCAGGAACUCCAACCGGCCAGGCUCUGCCGAUGAAGCCAAUUGGCGGCGCUGCUUCUGCACAUGCUCCUCCUACGCAUCCCACCCAGUAUGCUCCACUCUCCGGGUCCGAAAGCAGGGAAAGCAUUGCAGAUGUAUACGACGCGUACCUGGAUUCACCUCACGAUGAAUCGGUCCCUCCGAAUGGUGGAGCUGCAUCGCGCAAGUCGAUGGAAGAUGAAAUGCCAAAUUUUGAUGCCAUUCCCACAGACAGUGUUCGGCAUCGCAGAGGCAUGACUAUUGAGGAACACCUGCAACCGCAGCUCAAUGCCCACCCCGAUGCAUCGCUUCUUCCAGACUUAGUGGUGAGCAAUGCGCCGUCAAGCCCUCGCUCUCAUCCGGGCCCUGUACAAAGUCCGACCCAGGUCCAUAAGGCCAGGUCACAGCCAAACCUCCGAGGACAGAGCCCGGUCGUUUUUGAGAUGGCAGGAGAUGUACCAAAUGUUCCACCUCUUCCGCAAAGCCCUGGAUUUGCCCGCCCGCCAUUGUCACCGAGCAAAGAGGCAAGAUUUGGACCUCCUCUCAGUCCUCAGAGAGGUGUUCCCCUUGGGGCUCAGGGGAGUGCUGCAUACCCUCCUUACCCUGACGCCCCCAUAACAAACGGUCAAAAUCCCAGUCCAGCCGCAAUGUAUCGAGGUGCUCAACCCUAUGGUGCUGGCCCUGGCGUCCUUCCUCGCCCAGCUGUGCCCGGUGGUGCGCGUUACUUCUCGGACGGGAGUCGCCCGGUUGCCGCGCCAGGAAACGUGUCACCCGUAAAAGGGCCUCCAAUGUCCGGUCGGCCUAGUCCUCCGGGAGCUCCGGGAAUCCCUGUUGCUCCCAUGGGAGAUCGCCCGAGCCCUCCUGGCGCACCCAGACCCGCCACUGCGGGUGCGCAGAGACAGCCUCCUGUGCCGGUGCGUCCGGGGCUCAUUACUAAUUUUGCAGUCGGCCAACCAGCUCAGCCGCCCCCGCCAGUCCGUCAAUACAGUAACGGUCCCUCCCCCAAUGCGGCCCCAAGUGCUGUGAAGCCGUCCCCGGCAGUGGCAGGACCGGCAGUGGCAGGACCACAGGUGGUCAAAAAGACGCAACCAGAGCCUGUUACGUAUCAGGAAUUGGACAAGCUCAGGCACACAGCGCGAGCUCGGCCUUCUGAUCAGCUUGCCCAGUUGGCGUUGGCGAAGAAAUGCGUUGAAGCAGCUACUGUCUUGGUCGAUCAGAACGCCAAGCUCGAUAAUAGGUCGAAGCGAAAGAGCCGUGACAGCUUCUACGGCGAGGCACACAAGCUUCUCAAAAAGCUUAUCAAUAGCGGUAAUGCAGAGGCUAUGUUUUUCAUGGCAGACUGUCUUGGUAAAGGCGCCAUUGGCUCGGUGCCUGAUACCAAGGAAGCCUUUCAACUUUACCAAGGUGCCGCGAAGCUAGGCCACGCUCCUUCGGCUUACCGCGUUGCUGUGUCUUGCGAACUCGGGCAAGAACAUGGGACCAGAAAGGAUCCGGUCAGGGCUAUUCAGUGGUAUAGGCGCGCAGCUGCUCUAGGAAGUACGAGUGCCAUGUACAAACUGGGUGUGAUUCUGAUCAAGGGCUUGAUGGGUCAGCCGAAGAGUCCGCAGGAAGGCGUUGAGUGGCUGAAUCGAGCUGCAGGAAGAGCAUCUGCUGAAGACCCCCAUGCACUGCAUGAAUUAGGCCUUCUUCAUGAACAUGGUAUCCCCAACGUUAUCGCGCCAGACUUGGCGCGCGCACGGCAUUAUUUUGAACAAGCCGCAUCUCUUGGAUACGUUGCGUCGCAGUCUCUUUUGGGAGAGGCGUACCAGUACGGGUAUUUGGGUUAUCCGGCAGAUCCGGGCCAAAGCUGUACUUGGUAUACUCGCGCUGCUGCCCAAGGUGAUCCGAAGAGCCAGCUUGGUGUAGCCGGUUGGUAUCUCAAGGGUGUCGAGGGCCUUGUUCAGCCGAAUGAUACCGAAGCUUAUCUUUGGGCCAGUCGAGCCGCAUCUUCAGGGCUACCUCGAGCCCAGUAUGCAAUGGGUGUAUUCCGGGAGAAGGGCAUCGGUGUUCCGGCUGAUCCUGAAGAGGCGAAGAAUUGGUACACUCGUGCCGCAGUCAACGGUGAGGCGCAAGCUAAAGAAAAGCUAGCCGAGCUUCGCAAAAGCGCUACCAGUAACAAGAUCCAGCGACAUCGCGAACCGGGUACACGCUCAAGCAAAGACAGCGAGGGCGAAUGCGUGGUCAUGUAG
Xylona heveae TC161 is the source of this 3387-nucleotide messenger RNA. RefSeq lists its product as hypothetical. Bases 1 to 3387 code for a protein of 1128 amino acids. Gene Ontology annotation, molecular function: protein binding. The record is from RefSeq and is a predicted model, not a curated record. Lineage: Eukaryota; Fungi; Ascomycota; Xylonomycetes; Xylonales; Xylonaceae. The transcript has 4 exons.